Uncinocarpus reesii 1704 is the source of this 846-nucleotide messenger RNA. RefSeq lists its product as uncharacterized. Bases 1 to 846 code for a protein of 281 amino acids. The transcript has 2 exons. Lineage: Eukaryota; Fungi; Ascomycota; Eurotiomycetes; Onygenales; Onygenaceae. The record is from RefSeq and is a predicted model, not a curated record.
AUGUCUCACUUUCCAUUGCCAAAUGUGAAGCGGUCGACACUGAUAAUAAUAAUCAUAGUUCAUGGAAACGCCGCGAACCUUGGUUCAGGCUAUCGUCCGGGCAUCUACCGCAACUUCCUAUCAAUGUCAACACCAUCUCAACCCGUCCACGUGAUAGCGUUCGAUUAUAGGGGAUUCGGAAUCUCUACCGGUACGCCUACCGAAGAGGGCUUGAUCACGGAUGCAUUAACCGUCAUAAAUUACCUUACCUCACCCCCUCUUUCAAUCCCUUCAUCCCGGAUUGCAGUCGCAGGUGAGAGCCUUGGAACAGCCGUCGCCGCCGGACUUGCGGAACGGCUUGCUUUUAGCGACGUCUCUCCUGUCAAGUCACUUGCUGGAUUCAUGCUCGUCGCCCCAUUUUCAAACAUUCCCAAACUCCUGGAGAGUUACUGCAUCAUGGGAAUACUUCCGCCAAUCCUCUCGCCAUUGAUGGGAUACCCCCAAUACCAGAAAUAUGUUCUUGAGCACGUCAUUGACAACUGGGAUACUGCGUCACGCCUCGCAAGGCUAACCGGAAUAUUGUCCAAAUCUGACUCUGAUGAGAAGUACAACAAUAAGGACUUCCGUCUCACAAUUUUGCACGCUGCAAAUGACCCUGAUAUUCCCUGGCGCGAAGGCAAGAGGACAUGGGAAGCAGCUGUUGGAGGAGAGCAAGCCUCCCUGCUAGGGACUUUCGUCGAGGAAUCAGCUCCUCAUGAGAAUGCCACUGAAGUCAAGGUUUGGGAACGAAGGGUGGGAUCUGGAUUGAAAACAGUGAGAUGGGAAAAAAUACGAUAUGGAGGGCAUAACGAAAAUAGCCAGCCUUAG